This is a messenger RNA of Emiliania huxleyi CCMP1516, 1863 nucleotides long. RefSeq lists its product as hypothetical. The record is from RefSeq and is a predicted model, not a curated record. NCBI's taxonomy places the organism in Eukaryota, Haptophyta, Isochrysidales, Noelaerhabdaceae. Bases 1 to 1863 code for a protein of 620 amino acids. The transcript is spliced from 5 exons.
AUGACGAGCUCUUCUAGCUCGGUCUUCCCGUUCGCACCAGGGCCCAACGUGGUGGUCGCCGCUUCCAAUGCGUACGACGACGUGUACUUGCGCCGCACCACGGGCAUCGCGCCGGUGCCGUGGCCGGGCACGUCGCCGCAGCUCGCCGCGACGCCGUACACCGGCACGAGGAGCGAGGUGCUCUUUUGCUGCGGCAACCAUGCGUACAACAAGGCGAUCCGGCACUGGGCGGCGCUCAUCGCGAACGGGAGCGCGGCUCGGGCAGCGGGGACGGGGUCGGCGCCCGUCCGCUUCGCGUGGCUGUCGGAGCUGUACACGAAGUCGGACCAGUGCCGGAGGGCGCCGACCAACGCAACGGCGAGCAGGGUGUACGCGAGGUCGAAGGUGUGCGGCUACUCGUACGAGGACGUGGCCUCGCACCCGCUCGCGGUGCUGCUGCCGUACUCGAUGCACUCGUACGGCCUCGUGCAGGCGUACUCGCUCGGCAUCCCGCUCCUCGCCCCCUCGCUGCGGCUGCUCUCCGCGCUGCACGUCGCCACCGGCCUCUGCAGCCACAAGGGUCCCGGCAACACUCCGUGGAGGCCGAGCAGCGGCGAGAGGAGGAGGGUGCCCUUCCUCAAUCGGUGGAGCAUCAAGGACGCGCGCGCGUGGUUCGCCGCGCCGCCGCCCUCGGCCGACGUGCCGUGCUGCGCCUCGGAGCCCAACGACGCGUGCACCCCUGCGGCGGCGGCCCAGUGGCUCCAGUUCGCCGAGUGGUACCAGUGGCCACACGUCACCUACUUUGACUCGCCCCAGGAGCUGCACGCCAAGGUGGAGCAGCUUCUCCGCGACGAGAGCGCCCGGCGCACCAUAUCAGACGGCGCAAAGGCAUUCUUCGCCGCCGAGCGAGAGCGGACCGCGGGGCACGUGCGUGCGGCGCUCCAGAGGUCGCUGCGUGUGGCGCCCGCGCGGGCAGCCCCGAGGGAGCGAGAGGGCGUGCCGGUGGAGGCGGAGGCGCCACGGCACUUGCAGCAGCCGCCCGCCGGCCGCGACGUGCGGCCCCGCCGAAACGAGGAGGGGGCAGCUGCAGGGGCCGCGGGCGUGCCAGACUACCUCGUCGGGCCGUUCGCCUUCAACAACGCGUGCGUCUCCUUCUACGCCGACCGGGCGUCACAGCUCCGUCCGUCCGUCACCUCCGAGGCGGGCGACUCGGCCAUGCUGCACGGCUUCAGCGAGUACACCCUUGGCUACCAGCGCGUGCUCAAGGUGCGGCCGGCGGAGGCCACCGACCAGCUGCGCCGCUGCGAGCGGAGGUCGCUCGGCGUGCUCGUGCCCUUCUCCUGCAACAACGUGUACCACAUGGCCUUCCACGCCUUAAGUGCCGACCCGCGCCGGUGGCACGCGUGGGAGUGGGCUCUGCGCGCGAUGACACCGCGCGCCGAGGUCGCCGCCGACUCGACGCCACGGCGCGGGCUGACGAACGAGGGUGCGCUGCUGGACGCGCUGCGCCGCGCCGGGUUGGGCGACGCGCUGCGGCCGACGACGCUCGAGGCGCUUCCGGUCGCCGCGCAGGCGCGCGAGGUUGCGGCGGCGGCAGGGCUCGUCGCGGUGCACGGCCAGGCGCUGGCGUGGGUGCUAUUCUUGCCGUGGGCCGAGCGCCGCACCGCCGCCGUCGAGCUGAGGCCUCGCGGCGCCAAAGCGAACAUCUACGAGGCGCUCUCCGCCGCGCUCGGCGUGAGGUACGAGCGCGUCGCCGCGACGCUCGCGGACAGCUGCCCGAGCGCGCGUUGGCUGCAGUGCAACGUCACAGCGUCGCCGCAAAAGGUAACCGCAGCAUUGGAGGCGUAUGGGUAUUGCUCUCACUGGAGAAUUUCUCCCCGUUAG